AUGUCCAGCCUCAGCGACCUGCUCCAUCGACAGCGACCCAGCCAGUGGGAACAGUUUCUAUCUCAGCCUUGUCUAUUCCUCGCACGGAAGCUUUACACUUGCCAUCAAUCAAUUCCAGCCAACCCAAUUACACGCCCUGUUUCCAUCGUCUGCAUCUCUGAUACUCAUAAUAACCAACCCAGCCUCCCAAAUGGAGACAUCCUCAUUCAUGCAGGUGAUCUUACAAGCUCGGGAUCUUUGAAGGAACUCCAGGCGACACUCACCUGGCUACGCGCCCAGCCUCAUCCCACCAAAAUUGUUAUUGCGGGUAAUCACGACCUGUUACUUGAUACAGAAUGGAAUGGCAAUUCAAAUCAAGCAUCAGUGGAGCGCGCCAGGCUUGACUGGGGUGAUAUAAUCUACCUCGAAAAUCAGGAAACAACGAUUCGUUGUGCAAAUGGUCGCACGCUCAGGAUUUACGGAAGUCCUUAUUCUGCACGGAACGGUAACUGGGCAUUUCAAUAUCCGCGCAGUGAAGAUCUCUGGUCCGACUCCGUGCCAGAUGGAAUCGAUGUCCUCGUCACGCAUGGUCCACCACGCGGUCAUCUGGAUCUGCUCCGGUUUGGCUGUGUUCAUCUACUAGGGGAACUCUGGAGGGUUCGACCAAGACUCCAUGUGUUCGGACAUAUCCACGAGGGUGCAGGCACCGAAUGGAUAUCAUUCGAUGGGCUUCAGACGGUCUAUGAGAGCACGGUAAUUGCCAGAGGAGGGUUGAAGAAUCUGUUAUUGACCUUUCGAGAGUUCAUCAGGGCAUGUUUCUACCCGACAGUGGAGGCAAAAUGUCUGCUUGUGAACCCAGCUAUUGUUGGAGGCUUGCGGGAUAAUGAGCGCAGACAACCGGUCAAGGUCGUCAUUUGA
This is a messenger RNA of Penicillium paradoxum, 897 nucleotides long. Its product is annotated as metallophosphatase domain-containing protein. Gene Ontology annotation, molecular function: hydrolase activity. Bases 1 to 897 code for a protein of 298 amino acids. The record is from RefSeq and is a predicted model, not a curated record. Lineage: Eukaryota; Fungi; Ascomycota; Eurotiomycetes; Eurotiales; Aspergillaceae. The transcript has a single exon.